Messenger RNA from Cotesia congregata, 486 nucleotides. Lineage: Eukaryota; Metazoa; Arthropoda; Insecta; Hymenoptera; Braconidae. The record is from the annotation of a GenBank genome assembly.
AUGGAUUUUCAAAGCGCUAUGGAGACUUUUGCUGAGGCCUGGGUGGCUGCCAAUACUAAAGUUGAUCCAGUACAGAGUCAAGCACUGGCGCUGACGCACAAGGCAACGCCGCCAUCGCGUUCAUCAAGUGUGUCUCCGAUCCCGAGGAGCCCGCAAUCUCACCAAACAGCACACGCAACUAACCGUAGCCCGACACCCAGACCUGCUUCAGUCCAGCAUCCACAGCUGGUACACCAGCCGUCUCAGCAGCAGGGUAACUUAAUCGCGAGUGCCGGACAGCCGAGGACCGAGCAUCAGCAUCAGCAUCAGCAUCAGCACCAGCACCAGCAUCAACACCAGCAGCAGCACCAGCAGGCGCAACAGCAAUCACAGCAGCAGAGCUUCGGAGCUCAUCAUAAUCGACACACCAAACAGGAAAUCGAUUCUACCAGCCCAAAACCCGAGGGCUUUGAUCUCAGUAAAAAUUCAUCUGUUACCGAGUUAUAA